This is a messenger RNA of Lactuca virosa, 1776 nucleotides long. NCBI's taxonomy places the organism in Eukaryota, Viridiplantae, Streptophyta, Magnoliopsida, Asterales, Asteraceae. The record is from the annotation of a GenBank genome assembly.
AUGGAGAUCGGUUUCUUGGAAACCCUAAAAACCCAACCUUUAUGGGUAAUUGUUCUUUUUCUCUUGGGUUCUUUAUCUAUAUUACAGAUUUCAGUUUCAAUUCUCACAUGGGUUUACGUUAACUUCUUAAGACCUCCAAAGAACAUCAAGAAAUAUGGAUCAUGGGCACUUGUUACUGGCUCCACAGAUGGCAUUGGCAAAGCUUUUGCCUUUGAAUUAGCUAAAAAAGGUCUUAACUUGAUCUUGGUGGGUCGAAACCCUAAGAAACUAGAGGACGUUUCCUCUGAGAUUCAAUCCAAAUUCUCAAAAACCCAGAUCAGGAAUGUAAUUUUUGAUCUUACCGGUGAUUUAUCGGAAGGUAUCAAGAAGAUUACUGAGGCAAUCGAGGGGUUUAAUGUUGAAGCAACUACUAAAGUGACACAAGCAGUAUUACCGGCGAUGUUGAAGAGAAAGAGAGGCGCAAUCGUGAAUAUUGGCUCUGGUGCUGCUAUCGUCAUCCCAUCAGAUCCUCUUUAUGCUGUUUACGCUGCAACAAAAGCGUAUAUCGAUCAAUUUUCAAGGUGUUUGUAUGUUGAAUACAAGAACAGUGGGAUCGACGUCCAGUGUCAGGUUCCAUUAUACGUAGCAACGAAGAUGGCGUCUAUCAAAAGAUCUUCGUUUUUUGUACCAUCACCAACCGGAUAUGCCAAGGCGGGGCUACGGUGGUUGGGGCAUGAUCCACGCUGCACACCUUACUGGCCUCACUCCGUCAUCUGGGCUUUGCUAAACUCGUUGCCGGAGUUUGCCGUGGAUUCUUGGCGCCUAGGGUUCUGCCUCCAAAUCAGAAAGAGGGGACAACUCAAAGAUUCCCGGAAAAAAGAAUAGUGAUUAAAAAAGCAUCACUUGUAGCCUAAAUGGCAUGUAUGUUGUAUCUUCUUGGAACGAAGAUCUUGUAAUAGUAACUUAUUUGAAUCAUAAUAAAUCUAAUCCGGUUGAGUAUAAGAAAUGGCAAAAAAGAAGAUAUAUAAAUAUAUGUUUUCGAAGAGAAGUUGAUUAACAAGAAAUGCGAUUACAAGAUUACUAGUUCAAUGUACCCAAUUUAUAUAUAUGAUUGAUCAAUUUCUCAUUUUGUUGAUCUGGUUAAGAGCAGGCUGUAAAAUGUUGUAGAGCACCCAAAGAAUAGCAGGUGCGACAACAAUCAAAAGAAGUUGCCCUCUAUUGUCAUUAGCAGCGGCUUCAGCGGCGGCGGCGGCCUCCGGCGUAGCAAACAGCCCAGACGAUGCUGCUAAACCACCACCGAUUCCAAGCCCAACCACCACUCCUUUGGUCCUCAUCUUGUUGAUCUGGUUAACCGCAGGUUGAAAGAUGUUGUAAAGCACCCAGGCGAUUGCUGGAACGAGAGGUAAGAGAAGAGCGAUUCCACGGUUGUCUCCUUCUGCAAUGUCGGCGAUCUGUUGUACGGCAAAAGCAGGGUCGCAUGAGUUCAAGGUGGAGAAGAUUGCUCCGGCGAUGGCGGUUCCGGUGAGGGAGAUGGUGGCGGGUUUUGAGGAGGUUAGGGAUUUGGGAAGGUUUUGGACGGAGAUGAGAGAGAUGGGUUUGUUGGGGGUUGGUUUAGAGGGCUUGGCGGAGGUCAUGCACUUGGCGUUAAGCAUGGCCAUGGUGGUUGAUAGUGUGGCUGCCAUUGGAGGUGGUGAUGUUGAAGAUUGGAGCUUUUUGGAGUCACGGAAUUGGAGUGAUGGGCGAAAAUGGGCAUAUAGGAAGUGAGAGCCAAUGGGGAUAGUGGAUUCGAGAUUGUGG